Molecule: messenger RNA, 1746 nt
Organism: Alternaria atra
Lineage: Eukaryota; Fungi; Ascomycota; Dothideomycetes; Pleosporales; Pleosporaceae
Exons: 3
Coding region: 1-1746 (581 amino acids)
Biological process (GO): phosphate ion transmembrane transport
Cellular component (GO): membrane
Source: RefSeq, a predicted model, not a curated record
AUGGCGCAUCCAGUCACAGCCAAGUAUGAUUGGAUUCUUGCAAUCACCACGAUUGCCUUCGUCUUCUCCGCUUUUGGAAACGGUGCCAACGAUGUCGCCAACGCCUAUGCUACCUCCGUCGCUGCUCGUACCUUGACCAUGGUCCAGGUCGGACCUCUUGCCGUCGUAACAGAAUUUAUCGGUGCUGUUGCGCUCGGAGCCCGUGUGACCUCGACCAUCAAGAAUGGUAUCAUCUCCAUCGAUCGCUUUACGGGCAACCCAGGUGCGCUCAUGUUGGCCAUGGGCUGUGCUGAGGUUGGUAGCGCUUUCUGGUUGAUGCUAGCUACGCAUCUGGGAAUGCCCGUGUCAACCACCCAAACCGUGGUUGGCGCUCUCAUCGGAGUUGGCUUCGCUAGUCAGGCCCCCAUCAAAUGGGCGUGGGAGUCGGGCUCAGUAUCACAGGUCGCUGCUUCAUGGGGCAUUGCACCUUUGAUUGCUGGUGCCUUUUCCGCCAUCAUCUUCGGCACCGUCAAGUACUCGGUUCUCGAACGCGCCGACCCUUUCAAGCACGCCAUGCGCCUCAUCCCCUUCUACUUCGCCAUGACAGGAGCUAUUCUAGCUCUGUUCAUUGUUGUCGAAGCACCUACUGCACCUUCCCUCGAAGAAUUUGGAGCUGGUAAGGCUGCUGGUAUCAUCCUGGGUGUAUUCUUUGGAUGCUUGAUUAUCUGCUACGUUUUCUUCAUCCCAUUCUUCAAGCGCAAGCUUGUUAUGAAGGAUCCUCGUGUCCGAGUCUGGCACGUCGUCCUGGGCCCCUUGCUCCUCAAGGAGAGCACCACUUUGUUCUGGCCAGGCAAGGGUAACGAAUACGUCACCAAUUACUACGAGGACGCCUACGGUGAAGUUCAUGCUGGAACUAACACGAAGCAUGCUGUCGCAACCCCCGCCAACGACGAUGAAAUUAAGAAAGUCGAUGCUGGAUCUCCAUCCGGUUCGGUGAACAACAGUGGCGUUCUUCCCAGCGACCCAGAAAAGACACGUCUGGAGGAGAGUGCUAGUGCGCCAGUACGAAAACUGAAGAAGCCAGAGCCUUACGAACGCUGGAUUGUUCCCGCUAAGCCUCUCUCAUGGGUCAACCCUCAGAAGUGGUGGUUAUACACCAAGUUCAUCUUCCUCCGAGGUGUCAUGUGCGACGUCAUUACACACGACAACGACCUUUUGCGCGCUAUUCACUCAAAGGCUACUAGAUAUGACGUUCGCGUCGAACAUCUGUGGACAUACUGCCAAGUCGUGUCCGCUAUGAUGAUGUCCAUCGCGCACGGCUCCAACGAUGUAGCCAACGCCGUCGGACCAUGGGCUGCUGUCUACCAGACAUACCUGGCUGGUGAGGUAGCUACACGCUCGCCUACCCCUGUGUGGUUCUUGGUAGUCGCCGGUCUCCUGCUCGGUCUUGGUUUCUGGUUCUACGGAUACCACAUCGUCCGUGCGCUUGGUAACAAGAUCACUCAGAUGUCGCCAACUCGUGGUUUCUCUGUCGAGCUGGGCGCUGCUGUCACUGUUCUCCUGGCUUCUAGACUUGGCCUUCCAGUAUCAACAACCCAGUGCUUAACAGGUUCGGCGGUUGGAGUCGCUUUGAUGAACUACGACCUUGGUGCUGUCAACUGGCGCCAACUGGCUUUCAUCUUCUCAGGAUGGGUUUUGACCCUACCCGUUGCCGGUCUUAUUUCAGGUCUUCUUUGCGUCAUGGCACUCAACGCCCCCAGCUUCUAA